ACAUUUCGCAAUUUGGUUUUAUCUACUACACUUACAAUGGUAUUAACUUCUGGAAAGGCAGUUAAGAGUGUUUCCGCUCCCCGAUAAAUAAAUAAAUUCAAGGCAGCAGAAAUUACGUAUUUAUUUUUGAGUUUUAUGUUCGAAUCUCACUCCGUAUUUUGAGUUCACAUUUCUAAAUCAAAAUUCUCCAAACUGUCCCCUGUUUAUGAUUAAAUAUUUUAAACUUAAAUCUUACAUUUGUUAGCGAAUAUCAAGAUCAGGUUUCUAUUCCUACUUUAACUGACCGUUUUUAUGUAAGUUAGAUCGCUAAUGGAAAAACACAUCAACGAAGCAUCUUCUAUGUGGUCUUACAACUUUGUCAGAAAUAGCACCAAAAAUCCCACAAAUACAAGGCUUUCGUCUCAAAAAAUCCCCCCCAAAUCAAGUACAUAUUUGGUCAUGUACGCUGAAAAAUAUACACCGAUUUGAAAAAAAAAACGCGAAAGUUAUAGCAAGAUUUACUUUGAUCAUAGGAUCUUGGACAACAAAGUAUGUGUGGAGUAACAAUAUAGUCGCCUUAAUUUCUCAUUUCCUACAAAUGGGAGGUGGGACUAAAUUCUAUAACUUACCAGAAGGCAAAUAUCCCGGAAUUCCAAUACUCGUGCAUUCCAAAAUAGUUUACACCGUGUAAAAUAUCAAUAGUGAAUUUGACAGAUGUGAAUGGAUCCUUUGUUCUCACAUUGGCUAGAAUUAUUGAGAACAAACUCUUACCAUGACAUCUUUUGGAUGGAAGAGAAAAAUAGGAGAAAAAGUGAGCAGAUCUGUAUCGACUGUUUUCCAGCCAGAUGAAACAGACGAAGACAAUUUUGACGAUGAGGUGGACUGGCUUACUCUGGCCCCGAAACGGAGCUUGAUCCUUGAAGAUGCAGUCAUCAAAAGUGCACGAUUGAAGGAAGAAGGAACGACGUUGUGUGAAGCAGAGAGGUAUUGGGAAGCUAUCAAAAUAUGGAGCGAAGCUAUCCAGCUGACACCCUAUGAUGCUAGACUUCAUGAAAUGAAAGCACAGGUAUUGUUAAUAUUACAUGAAGUUUUUCCUGCUGUUCAGUUUGCAGAGAAGGCCACACGUUUACAACCAAACUGGUGGUUAGCCUUUCAGACCCUUGGCCGAGCUCUGCUAGGUCUUGGAGAAGUUCAUUUAGCUGUACGAGCUUUCAGCAAGGCCGUUCAUCUCAAUCCCUGUGUUCAAGAACUGUGGGAAGAUGACCUUAAAUGGGCCUGCACUCUGCUGGAACAAAAGAAACACAUUACGACAGAACUUGAAAAAAACACAAACACCAAUUCAAACGUCCGAGAGAUCUUAAGUGAAGAAGAAGAAGAUGAUGAUGAUGAUGAUGAUGAUGAUGAUGAUAACAAUACCAUUAAGGAUAUAAAUGACAUUAACUCAAAACCUAUAAAGAGCGUGCAGAUUUCAGCAAUGUCAUUAGCAGAAGUGAAAAAAUUGAAAAACAGUUCUUCAGAUAGCAGUACAACAACAACAACAACUACUACUACUACUACUACAACUACUACUAAAAAGACUAUAAUUACACUACCAUCUAAUUAUGUGAUGAUGCGAUAAUUAUCUUAAUACAUUACAUCCUUGGCCACACUUGUAAAUAAUGCUCCUGAAAUAAACCUACUUUCUUAUAAUUACA
Octopus bimaculoides (California two-spot octopus) is the source of this 1673-nucleotide messenger RNA. RefSeq names its product tetratricopeptide repeat protein 33. Lineage: Eukaryota; Metazoa; Mollusca; Cephalopoda; Octopoda; Octopodidae. The record is from RefSeq and is a predicted model, not a curated record. Gene Ontology annotation, molecular function: protein binding.